ACGAGUCACAAAAGGCCCAAGCAUUCUUCCAUCAGGUUAUGACGGAAACAAAUACGCUUGUAAAUUGGCCUGCUCGUCUUAAAAUUGGAGCUAGAUCUAAGAAAGAUCCCCACGUUCGUGUAGCAGGAUUACCCGACAAUGUUAAGUUGGCUCGAGAGAAGAUUAUGCAGUUGCUGGACACAAGGAGUAACCGCGUCACCAUGAAGAUCGAUGUUAGUUACACUGACCAUUCUCACAUCAUCGGGAAAGGCGGUCUGACGAUCAAACGCGUGAUGGAAGAGACCGGGUGCCACAUCCACUUCCCGGACUCCAACCGCACCAGCACCAUUGAGAAGAGCAACCAGGUCUCCAUCGCCGGGGACAUGGAGCGCGUCGAGAGGGCCAGGGCGCGAGUCAGGGCAUUGACCCCUCUCGUGUUCUGCUUCGAGCUACCAAUCGUGUCGCCGUCUCAGCCGCUGCCAGACAUCAACUCUCCGUACGUACAGCAGGUCCAGAAGCAGUAUAAUGUGCAGGUGAUGCUACGCAAUCGUCCGAAGCUCCACGCCAAUUUGUUGGUAGUGAAGGGCGUCCAAUGGGAGGUGCAGGCUACUAUGGAGGCCACCAGCUUACUCAUGAAUUAUAUGUGCGGCCCUCUAGCGAGCCAAACCCACGUGCAGAUGUCUCUGGAGAUCUCCCCGAUGCACCACGCCGUGGUGGUGGGGAGGGGCGCUGAACAGCUGAAGAUUAUCAUGAAGGGAACUAACACACAGAUCAUGUUACCCGAUGCGGACGACCCCAACAUCCCGGCCAUCAAGAAGAGCUGCGUUACCAUCACCGGGAACAUUAAAGACGUUUACACAGCGCGCCAGCAGUUAGUGGGCAGCCUCCCCCUCGUAGUGAUCUUUGAUGUGCCCGAAACGCCCGAGGACACGUACCGCAUCGAAAACGACACAGCCACCAAACUGAUGCACAAGCACAACGUGUACAUCAACAUACGUCGUAAACCCAAGCAAGGGAUCACAUCUGUCGUCAUUAAAGGGAUUGAGAGAUGCGCUGGCGACAUUUACGAAGCCCGCCGCGAACUCCUCGGCGGCGAAGGCUCCCCGAUAACAGCGGAGAUCCCGGAGUCCUACAACAUCCCUUCCAUCUCCAACAACUCGAUGCCCAACUUCGGCCUGUUCAACCCGUUCAGCCCCACACACGCCGCCAACAUCAACAACUCGCCUUGUUCGCCAUACAAUAUGCAGCUCAAUGAUAUAGGCGAGGAGCUAAUGAUGUGCCGGCCGGCGUCGUACGGGCUCGGCAGCCCCGCGUUCGCGGGCCCGCUGUCGCCGCCCGCCGCCGCCUGGCCCGCGCCCUCCCCGCAGCCGCGCCUGCAGCACCUGCACUACCCGCCCGCCGCCAGCCCCGCGCGGCUGUACCAGCAGGCGGCCUGGCCCCCGAUGACGGCCACUGCAGACAUGGGCGGAAUGCAGCAGCCAGUCAUGAUGCAGCAGUACCAGAUGCCGGCCGAAAACCGACCUACCACACUAAGCCAACUGCUGAACUCCAGCUCGCAGGCGAGCAGUGGUUACCAAAGCAACUUCACGGGCAGCAGCGUGUCCCUCGACGCUCAGAACUUGUCGGGCGGCGAUGGCAGCGUGGUGACGCCAUCAGUGUCUCCGAUCAGCAAGACUCACUCGCCCGCGCCCUCCGCAGACACGGAGCGUGACCAACACGAAAUCACGGAGCUAGCGAAUAUAAUAUCAGACUUGCCGCUGUCGGAGCGGCGCGCGGUCGGAUGUGAGAAGAAGACGCUGGAAACUCUGAACAAGAUGUCGCCGAUCUCAGACUAUAGGAAGAUGAAGGCCGAAGCUAGCAAGGCAAUGCGUGAAUGCGGCAGCGGCUACCGCGUGCCAACCACGCGUUGGUCAGGGUACUACUUCAGCCACACCUCACCUUCGCCCAUAAACCUCAACGAGACUGAAGAGGUCACAACUCCCGAGAAAGCUUGGAGUAGACCGGAUCUAGUUCGGCCGAACAUCGUGGAGACGUGCCCGACGCCGCCGCAAACCAAACAAUGCCGGUACCAGCAGCUAUACGAUCUUCUGAGAGAUAUUGGCCUACAUAAGUAUAUCGACCUAUUCCGUCAACACGAACUGGACAUGUCUACGUUCGCGUCCCUGAACGAGGCAGACCUCACCGAGAUCGGGGUCACCGCUUUCGGCGCUCGUCGCAAGAUGCUGCUCGUCAUCGCUGAGCUGCAAAAACAGUCGAGCAACUACAAACCCUCGGCUGGAACCGAACGGAAACUAAUCAAUUCGCCGCCGUUCAACACUGCCACGCUGACGCAGGACAAGUGGUAACGCGUCCAUUUGAUACCUAGUACUGUUACUUCACUGCAAUAAUGAGCAUUUUUAAAUAAUAUUCUUCAACAUCUUCUCUUUCUUUACCAUUGUCUAUCAAAUAUUUCUAUGAAAUUAAGCAGACCUUCUUCAUGAAAGAAAUAUCUGUUAAUAUUAAUGAAUUCAGUUCAAAAUGUUUAGUAUAGUGACAUGACGUCAAUGUUUCAUUAUUUUUUGUACUGAACUAAAUACUUACUUAAUGACAUUUUGAUGAUAUCAUAUACGUAUAAUCUAUUGGAUGUUUCUCCAUAGAUGGUUCUGAAGUGAAGUUUUUGAUAUCAAAUAUUAUAUUGACCUCUUUUCAAUGUACUAUACUCCCCUACAAAAUUGUGUAGAGUACGUGGGGGUUUCCCCUUUUUUAAUCUUCUAUUACUUCACCGAUGAUACAUUUGCAGUGAUCUACAGUACGCUAGGUUUGUACUUGAUUAUUGAAUGAUGGAAUUAACAAAUUAAAAUUGUGACUCGUUAUAUCCAAGUCGUAUACGCAUAAUCAAGUAUACAAUUCGAGCAGUCGACCGAAUCAGACUUUAUCAAGCUCCCGGCUGACACUGACUGAGGAGAGACAAGACUUAUUUAAAUAAUUAUUGUAUUUCUCUCUAUACGGGUCAUUAAAUGUUAGAUAUAUAUAAGUAUCACGCAUUCGAUCACAGGUCUUUAUGAUAAGUUUUUUUUUAUAUAGAUAUACAUAUAAACUAUGAUGAUCGUAAAGAACUCUGAUUGUAACCCGUGAUGAUCGUAAGUAUGAGCUUGAUCGCAUUAGUGAUUCGUUGAUUUUAUGAGAUUUUUAUGGAAACUAGUUCGUAAGUUAUUUUUGUUUUUGAUAUUUUAUGAUAGCUGAAAGCGAUGCGACGAUUUGAUCUCUAUCACAGACAAUUGUUGAAGUGAACGGGCGUGGCACCGUUUCUUAAUUUAAGCGUUUCACCAUGGAAUUAAACUAGUUUUAAGAAGAGCAUGUUUUAUUUUUUGAUUUUUGAUACAUUUUAAACGAAUCUACAUCAACCGACUAUUUUGAUUAUCAUUUAUUUGGCUCACCGUUUUACUAUUUGAUUUAUAAAUUGCAAAAUGUCUGGUACAUUACAUUUUUAUGCUGUAUCCGCCAAUUGAUACAUUCCUUUUGAUGACAUAUUUCAAGAAUAUGAUUAUAAAGGAAGGAUCUUUAUUGGCAAUUGACAAAUUCCCAUUAAAAUCGUAACAUCAAAGUAUUUGCUAAAGUUUGGACAGCGUGGAAAUAAUUUGACUUGAUAUUAAAGACGACGAAUCAUUUAAGAUACUCAGCGAUCCCCGCCAAUCGUCCGGGGCCGGGGAUUUGUUACACAGCUGCAAAUUUUAAUCAGUUAACAUUUUAUAUUUAUCACCAAUCAUUAUGUUUUUGUGAUUAUGAAUUUAGGUUUUACUUCGUGUGCAUUUUUGAUUUUAACCAUAUUAACAUGCUAAUUUAUUAUGAAUGCCUUGAUGUAUUGUUUUAAAUUCAUGUAUUUGUGUUAGGUAUUUUUAUGGUAAACUUUUGGUACAUAAUGAUUAUGAUUGUAAUUUCUGCUGCUAAACAAAUAUUCCUAAGUCUCAUCUGGCUCACCAUAGGAUUAUGUAUCAAUUUGUUUACUUUAUUCUUCUUCAUUAGGAUCAGAAAUGUAAUUGUUUUAAUCAUGAACUUGUGAUUUUGAUCUUUUUAAAGUAUGAUUAUGAGCUGCUUAGACUUUCUUUUUAGUGAUUAUGAAAUAUUACUUAACUGUUAAAAUUAAUUUGAUAAGUUAAAGAGUACAUUAUUAUUAUGUUUAAGUAUGCAUUACCAUUUCUGUUUUUAUUUCUAAAAAAGUUUUAUAAAGAAGUUUU
Molecule: messenger RNA, 4193 nt
Organism: Amyelois transitella
Lineage: Eukaryota; Metazoa; Arthropoda; Insecta; Lepidoptera; Pyralidae
Gene: BicC
Product: protein bicaudal C homolog 1
Exons: 20
Coding region: 39-2324 (761 amino acids)
Cellular component (GO): cytoplasm
Molecular function (GO): protein binding; RNA binding
Source: RefSeq, a predicted model, not a curated record